This is a messenger RNA of Lottia gigantea (owl limpet), 2217 nucleotides long. RefSeq lists its product as hypothetical. Lineage: Eukaryota; Metazoa; Mollusca; Gastropoda; Lottiidae. The transcript has 18 exons. Gene Ontology annotation, cellular component: endosome membrane; PAS complex. The coding region runs from base 1 to 2217 and encodes 738 amino acids. The record is from RefSeq and is a predicted model, not a curated record. Gene Ontology annotation, biological process: positive regulation of kinase activity; phosphatidylinositol biosynthetic process.
AUGACAGACAAGGAAUUUUAUCCCCUAACAUCUGCCUGUGUUCGGGCCCUUAACGACAAAUUGUAUGAUAAAAGAAAAGGUGCAGCCUUGGAGAUAGAAAAGUUAAUGAAAGAUGCUGUGAAGAACAAUGAUGCAGAAACAAUUAAACGAGUACUCAAAGUAGUUGGGGAAGAUUUUGCUCUCUCCCAGAAUCCUAAUAUUAGAAAAGGUGGAUUAAUAGGUUUAGCUGCUACUGCUAUUGGAUUAGGAAAGGAAAGCACUAAAUAUAUCAAUGAAUUAGCCAGACCUGUGAUAGUAUGUUUUCAUGAUAGUGACCAUCGUGUCAGAUAUUAUGCCUGUGAAUCAUUAUAUAAUAUUGUUAAAGUUGUCCGUGGAAGUAUUUUACCAUUCUUUAAUGAAAUAUUUGAUGCCCUCAGUAAGUUAUCAUCAGAUCCAGAACAGAAUGUUAAAAAUGGGGCAGAACUACUUGAUAGACUUAUCAAGGACAUUGUUACAGAAAGUUCCAGUUUUGAUUUAGCAGCUUUCAUACCACUAUUGCGAGAGAGAAUUUAUACUAAAAAUACCUUUGCUAGACAAUUUGUUGUUUCAUGGAUUGGUGUGUUAGAUGCUGUACCUGAUAUCAAUAUGUUAGUUCUACUACCAGAAAUAUUGGAUGGGUUAUUUCAAAUAUUGGGAGAUUCAAGUAUUGAAAUAAGAAAAUUAUGUCAGAAUAUUUUAGCUGAAUUUUUAGAAGGCAUCAAGAAGUCUAAAAAUGGGGUCAACUUUACUGGAAUGGCUAACAUUCUUAUCGUUCAUAGUCAGAAUUCAAUUGAAAUAAUCCAGUGUACAGCUAUAAAAUGGUUACGUGAGUUUGUAGUAUUGUCAGGGAGAGCUAUGUUACCUCAUAUGGCUGGUAUGUUAGGUUCAGUAUUACCUUGUCUUGCUUACUCUGAUGAACAUACCAAGAGUAUUCGAGAAGCAGCAGAACAGUUAAAUACCAGUCUAAGAAAACUGAUAGAAAAAGAGGAUGAUUUACCAACACCUACACAAGAAUCUCAAAUUAAAAAUACUGAAAAUGUUCACAGCUCAUUUUCGAAAUAUGAGCCUUCAUAUCCAUGUGUAUCCAUAAUUAUUCAUAUUUCAAAUCCUGUACAGUUAGAAGUCUCAUCUGUGAUAAAAGUAUUAAAGUCAAUGUUAAGCCAUGAUGCUGUACAGACUAGAGUAGCAUCUUUAAAAUGGUUUAAUCUACUCUUAUCUAAAACUCCUAACAAGACAUUUCGACAUAUUGAUGAUUUCUUUACACUAUUAUUAGAUACUCUAGCUGAUCCUUCAGAUGAUGUUGUGUUAUUAGAUUUAGAAGUAUUAGCUGAAGUUUCCUCCAAUUCGGUAGGAAAUGCUGACCUCAGUUCAAAAGAUGAACAUAAAUUAUUAAAAAUGAAACCAGGUUUAAACCAGUAUUUUACAGUAUUUAUCAUUAAAUUAAUGGAUUUCUUUAAAAAUAAUAAACAGAUUUUAGAUGAUAGAGGUACUUUUAUUAUCAGACAAUUAUCUGUAUAUUUAAGUGCUGAAGCUAUAUUUAGAGCUAUGGCUGAAUAUUUAGAAACUGACAGUGAUGUGAAUUUUUGUUGUACAAUGGUUCAGACAUUAAAUACAAUUUUACUCACUUCAACAGAAUUAUAUGAUCUCCGUAGUUUACUGAAGGACCUAAAAAAUAAGGAAAGUUGUUCGUUAUUUGUAUGUUUAUAUAAAUGUUGGUGUCACAGUCCUAUAGCAGCCAUGUCUUUAUGUUAUCUUAGUCAAAAUUAUCAUCAUGCUGCACAAUUACUACAGACAUUUGGUGAUCUAGAAAUAACAGUAGAUUUUCUUAAAGAAAUAGAUAAACUUGUACAGUUAAUAGAAUCACCUAUAUUUGCAUAUCUAAGGUUACAGUUAUUAGAUACAGAGAACAAUCAAGAUUUAUUACAUAGUUUAUAUGGGUUAUUAAUGAUAUUACCUCAAUCAGAGGCUUUUAAAUUAUUACAUUAUAGAUUAGAGUGUGUCCCUAAAUAUCAUCCUUCUUUUAAAUCAAGUACCGGUAAUAAUACACAUUCACAAAGAAAAGAACAAAGACCAUUGGUGGCUAGAAUAGAUUUUAAUAACCUGCUACAACACUUUCUUCAUGUUCAAUCAAAACAUAAAUUAUUCAAAAAACAACAAAUAGCAUUAAAGUUACAAUCUGUUAAAAAAUUAGCCUUAUGA